Messenger RNA from Lactuca sativa (garden lettuce), 3089 nucleotides. The record is from RefSeq and is a predicted model, not a curated record. Lineage: Eukaryota; Viridiplantae; Streptophyta; Magnoliopsida; Asterales; Asteraceae.
CAAACCUUUUCCAGUGAAAGUUUGUGAUCUCUAAUACUUUCCCAAACGUAAUAGCAAUCUUAUCAAAAUUGUCAUCCAUUCUGAACUAAUUAGGAGGCCAUAAAUUUUUAUCCAGGUGAUACGUUCUUGAGGCAUAUCAUUGCAAAACCCCAUUUUAAGCCACUUGAACCAUCGGUUCCAAUUAUGUUCGUUUUCAUAAAAUGCUUUUGAAGAUGCAGUGUUGAUAAAUUUAAUCAUGACAUUUAAACCACCAAUGUAGUAUACCAUACCUACGUGAUUUCCGUCUACUGGAAGAAUUGUGGGUAGUUCUGCAAUGUGUUGUAUGCUUAUGACUUCACCUACCAUGACCUCAUCGAUCCAUCUUUCUAAUAAUGUAUUCGGCUUAAUGAAUAUGGGCGGAGUCUUCACAGUAGAAGUUGUGUUAAGGCCACCACAAAGUACCUCUGCGAAAGUUCUCGAGUCUCUGGACGAUUCUCAGGCACCAAUUCUCACGUUUUCCAUAGGAGGUCCGUCUCCUGCUCUAGGGCUUUUGCAUCACGCACAUAAACAAAUAUCGAGUCUGAAUAGUCCCUCUUACCACCUAUGUAAAUAUCAUAUAUCAUUCGAACAGGGUUGAAUGAGAGUUUAAUCAUCUUUUUUGUAACACCAUUGGGGAGAUUCGAGACAUACACUACUGAAAACAGGUUAAUACAAUACACCAUAAUAUAAUACGGAUAUAAUAAAACCCGUACUAGAAAGGGAUGUAUGUUUCUAAUUAAAGGCACAUAUGGAAAAAGGUUAUACUAUUUACUCACGACUCAUGUCCCUCCAGCAAGUUUCGUCUUCGUCUACAUGUGUUCCGCAACUCAAUCCAACUUAUUUGUAACCAACCUUUAAUUCCGUUAAGAUUGGUUUACUUUUCUGCUGAAUUGCAGUUGCUUCCAAUUUCCAUCAAUGGCAUCUCAAGUCGACUCAUCUCUGCAAGCCAUCUAUUAUCACCGUGGCUCACUUCAGUUACUUGAUCAUGUCCCCUUUCUCCUUCAUAUUCACUUCAUUUCAUCUAAUUGUAGCUAUUGUUUUGAGCAGAGAAAACUUCCUCUUGAUACGAUCUAUUUUGAGAUUCGAGAUGCUGUUGAAGUGUAGUGUUUCCUCAGAACUUUUUCCUAAUUUAUUCUACUGUUUCACAGUCGUCCAACAGCUGUGAAUCUUUCAGAUGCUGCAACUAAACUUACAGAGAUUGUAACGAACUCUGCUGCAACUACUACAGAUUCUAACCAAGUGUUCCUUGCUUACAUUGAAGCUGCUGAAGUAAUGCUGGAAGAUGAUGUUGCUUCCAAUAAAGCAAUCGGGUCAUAUGGAUCUUCUUUCAUUCAAAUUCAACAAAAGGAAUAUUUUUUUUCUGCUUUGACACAUUGUAAUACUGGCAGUCUGGCAACAGCUGGAUUUGGAACUGCUCUUGGAGUAAUCCGUGCACUACAUACUUAUGGAGUACUAGAAAGAGCUUAUUGUAUAGAAACCUGUCCAUUUAACCAAGGAUCAAGAUUGACAGCUUAUAAAUUAGUUCAUGGCAAAAUACUCGUGACUCUUAUAGCAGAUUCUACAGCUGCUGCUUUAAUGAAAACUAGAUCUAUCCAUGAUGUCAUUGUUGGAGCUGAUCGUGUUACUGCUAAUGGUGACAAUGCGAAGAAGAUUGGAACAUAUAGCCUAGCGUUAUCUGCUAAACAUCAUGGUAUUCAAUUUUACGUUGCGGCCCCCUUGACUUCAGUUGACUUGUCAUUAUCUUCCGGAAAUGAAAUUGUUAUAGAAGAAAGGCCGCCAAAGGAGUUACUUAACACACGUGGUGGUAUGGGAGAACAAGUUACAGCUUCUGAGAUUUGUGUUUGGAAUCCAGCUUUUGAUGUUACACCAGCUAAUUUAAUAUCUGGUAUUAUAACUGAAAAGCCAAACCUCUAUUUUGGAAGAGGCAUACAUGAGGACAUCUUUUUACUUUUCAAUUACGUGUGAGAGAAAGAUGCUUUGGUUGAGUUUAAAACGAACUUGUUGUAACAGAAAUUGAAAAUAAUUCAAUCUCUUCUUCUUUUACAAUUACCAGGUGUUCAAGAGAAGUUAAAGAAACAGAUUAAAGAAGUGGAACUUGCACAAUCGAAAGAGGUGUCAUUACACUGGUAUGGCAUGGCAGAGAGUGUUCAAGUUAUUGGUGGAAUCUAUGUGGCCUUCAGCCACUUGGGUGAGUCCUUAGAUAAGGACACUUGGCAUGCUACAUUCAAGAUUUAAAUGGGUUACUUCAGCUUUCUAUGAACACCUUGUGCCAAUGCAAAAAGAGGAGCCUAAAAGAUAUCAUGGAGAUUAUCACACAAGAUGUUAUGAAUGAUGGUCACAAUUUUCUAUCUGUGCCCCUAGGUGGUGAGGCUUUGUUUGCUUUUGACUGUCAAGGAAUCUGCAAUUAAUGUGCCUAGAAAUUUGAAGUAUCGCCUUAUAUAUGAGAAUACCAAAUCCUCCAACUGUCGGUAACAUGGUCUCAUAUAGGAACUUCAGUGUUUUGGUGCCAUAUGUUCUCUAUUCAUAAGAAGGAAAAUGAAGAUGAAAUUUCAAUUAUAUUUUACCUCCAAAAGAUAGAAGAUAUAUCCAGGUGUUUGUUGAUAUUAGUUUUUAUUGUUGUCCCUUUAUUUAGAAUCAAAGAACGUGAAGUUUGUAAUUAGAUGCUGAAUAGGGCUGGAAUGCAAUUAAGAAUGGCCGCUAGGAAGGAGUCUGGGUUUGGUAUCUUAACAUCUAGUACGGUUGUAUGAGGAGAUCGCAUGGUGUGUUAGAUGGGUGUGUGUUUAAGAGGAUUCAUAUCAAGUACGGUUGUGUAUGGCUGUAUUAGAUUUGUAUAUAUGCCGUAUUAGAUGAUUGUAUGUGAUGGUUGUAAAAAAUAGAUAUGAUACAUAUAGUACGGCUAAAUAGUCGUACUCUAUUAGGCAUGUAAUCUAAUACACCCCUCUACUAAUACGCCCUCUAUGUACGUACUAUGUUCAUAAUUUCAACCAUACUCUAUUAACUUUUUUCUAGUAGUGAUAGUAUGUGGUAAUAUCAUCUUCCAUACCUCUUGUUUGCCUCCGUAAGUUUUGUUU